This is a messenger RNA of Sycon ciliatum, 1149 nucleotides long. Its product is annotated as L-proline trans-4-hydroxylase-like. The transcript is spliced from 9 exons. Lineage: Eukaryota; Metazoa; Porifera; Calcarea; Leucosolenida; Sycettidae. The record is from RefSeq and is a predicted model, not a curated record. Bases 110 to 931 code for a protein of 273 amino acids.
CUCGAUACCGGGACGGUCCUGGCCAAAUCGAGACGGUUGGCAGUGUUUCUGCUCACUGGCCGGCAUUCGGGGAGUACCAGCAUAUGCAUCAGCAGCUCAGCCCAGGACGAUGCUAAGCGCUGAAGAGGUCCAGCAAUACCACGCUGAUGGAUACCUGAUAAAGCGCCAGUUCUUCAGUAGAGAGGAAAGUCAGCGGCUCCUUGAGAAAUCUCGUUCGGACAAGGUACUGCAGGAGAGCGCUAUUCGCCGUGAUGACAAGGACGGAAGGACAACAAAGCUAACGGUUUGGAACCAUCCUAUUGAUGAUCUGUAUGGUAUGUUCUCCCGCAACAAGAGGCUGGUAACCGCCGUCGAGCAGCUGAUGGGUGAACCAGUCUACCAUUAUCAUUCCAAGAUAAUGCUGAAAGAACCGAGAGUCGGCGGAGCAUGGGAAUGGCAUCAAGACUAUGGAUACUGGUACAAGAACGGCUGCCUGUAUCCACUGAUGCUGAGUGCUAUGAUUGCUAUUGACCGGGCCACAACAGACAAUGGGUGUCUGCAGGUCCUGAAGGGCUCCCACCACGUUGGUAGAGUGAACCACGGAGUCACAGGUGGUCAGGUUGGCGCAGACAUGCAGCGCGUUGAUGCCGCUGUGUCCCGACAUGAGCUUAUUCACUGUGAACUGGAGCAGGGAGAUGUCCUCUUCCUGCACUGUAAUACACUGCACAAGAGCGCUGCCAACCUCUCCGAUAACCCACGCUGGUCGUACAUCAUAGCUUACAACGCUGUGCGCAACGAUCCCCUCUGGGAGCACCACCAUGCCAGCUACACACCGCUGAAGACGGUCGAUGGCAAUGCUAUCAUGCAGUGGAAAGAGGACACGGGUAGCUCUGAUCACCAGGCAUUGAUCUUCAACACAGAUAAAGACAGUGGAGAUCGCACUGAAGAUUGAUCUAAUUGGCCACUAUUGCAGCUUUCUAAAAGACAAAAAUGACAUUGAAGUAACACAAAGUGUUUUAUACCUGGUCGUAAUCAGCACAUCUUGCCUCAGAAGUAGUCACCUUCUACUGAAUUUCUUUCCCUUUAUUUUGUGAGGUACUUCCUUGAGCUUUUCUCUUACUUGUCACAUCUUACUCGAGAUAACACCAUGUUUUCUUAGACCCCAAUGAA